Molecule: messenger RNA, 3010 nt
Organism: Heterotrigona itama
Lineage: Eukaryota; Metazoa; Arthropoda; Insecta; Hymenoptera; Apidae
Source: the annotation of a GenBank genome assembly
CUAGCGUCUAAUGAUUUUAAUCGCGUAUUUAAGCACGUCUUACGUAAAUAAAAGACGAGCCACAGUCUGAUUUCUCAUUCGUAGAUUUCUCUUCCCUUCUCUAACGCAUCAAGUUCAUUCACCUAUGUGUGAUUUCAUUUUAAAUCUGCACAGAUUUAACAUCACUUUGACAUAUUUUCAAGGCCUGACCAAAUACAAAUGUGUUACGCGACAAACAAUAAAAAAAUUUUUAAUUAAUUUUUAUAUUAAUCCCUAUUUUUUAUUAAUUUUUACUGGUAUUUUUAAUGUUCAAAGAUCAAAUAUAUUAUAUCUUAUUUUAUAUUAAUAUAUUAUAUCUUAUUUUAUAUUAUAAUAUUAAUAUAUUCGAAUAAAAUUCCGAAAGUCCUCGGUGAUCGGAUCAACAUGAAAUUUUAAAAAAGUGCAAGGAAGAAAGGAAGAAUCCCAGAUAUAAAAUUUUAGCUUUGGUAAUUAUUAGUUCCUACGAUAUUAAUAAAACUCUCUCGGUAUGAUACAUUGAAUUCUACCUAUACAAACGUUGUUGAUACAAAUCAUUUUCGCUUCAUUAGAAUACUAUAGUUACACCAAUUAUGGUUGGCUAAUUGCCAACCAAUUGCCAAUUGGUGAUUAGAUCGUUGACGACUACUAGAUCCAAUAGAAUGCAUUCCAUAGAAUAUAAAAGUCGCGUCGGUCAGUAUUUUGAAGAAAAAACUCAGCGAUCGCUGAUCACCGCGAUAAAUGAGAUAUAUUGAAUUAAAUGCGAGCGUUCGUAAGGUGGCCAACUUUCUGGCAGACCAGACACCUAUUAAGAAAUUAUAAUGAAUUUUGAUCGUUGAGUUUGAUUAUCAAACUUGAUCGCCGGAUUUUGGUUUCUCGUUGAUCAAGUCGUCAGCAACUAGUCGACAAUGUGUGAAUCAUCAUCAGUUGUCACUAUAGUAGCCAUCGCUGUUAACUGUCAAAUAGUCGAGAAUGUAAUUAAUAGAGUUGCCAACUGUCGAGUCGCAAUAAUGGACACUACAAAAUAUAUUAAUUCCUUUUUUAUUAUUAUUGUAAAUUAUUGGAAUACAACUUUAGAAUUAAUAUUCAGGAAAACGAACAAUUUCUUAAAACUUCGAAAACAGUUUUAGUAAUUUAGGUAUAAUAUAUCGACUCAUUGAACACAAAAGAUGCAUUAUUAGAAUAAUCAUUAGAAUUCAAAAUUUAAAAAAUGUUAAUUCAAAAAUGUAGAAAAAUUUAAAAAAAUAUUUGAAACUUUUAUAUUUUAUAUUUUAAAACUAAAACUAAAAUAAACUAUUAAUUUUUAAAAUUAUGUUUUUUCUGAUUCGACAUAACACUAAAAAUUCUUUCACAAUAUGCUGAUAUUGCAGGAAUUGAAAGCACAUACGAAACUAUUUUAAAAAUAUUCAUACAUUUAUAAUCGGCACUUUUUAAAACCAUGUGCCAUUUCCUACUUGAUAUUUUGGAUCUUGUAAAAUGUUCAGAACUUUGAAUAGAGUCAAAGAGAUUUUUAAUUUCGAAAUAAAGGACAUUUGGCAUUUUUUCUAAACUCAAAAAAAAAAAACAAGGACAGGAAAGCCUGAUUAAAGGAUUAUCAUUCUCAAAAAAGGACGAUUGGCCUUAGUAAUUAAUGACGAUGUCAUUAUGUUGAAUAUUCAUCCCUUCGAAAUUCCGUUUUAUUAUUACCAUACUUAAUAAUUAUAAUUUAUUUACAUGUUCGCUUUCCGUUUUUGGAUUGUGAUUUAAAUUUUGUUUAUGAGAAAUUUAACAAGUAAUAACGAUUCUAUCAAAAAAUGUAAUUUCGAUAUAUAUUUCAAAAUACAUAGUAUUGUUUUUGAAUAUGUAUAUUUAAAAUAUAUAGUAUAAUUUUUAAAUAUAUUUUUAACAUUUUUACGAUUUUUAAAAAGAUAAAAUAGUAACAGAAGCUUCAAGAUAUUUUAAAAGAUAUUUUUAAGAUUUUUUAAAAGAUAAAAUAGUAACAGAAGUUUCAAGUGGAAAUAUCUUGUAUAUAUUUUGGCAAAAGUUGAAUAUAAAUUAAUUUUGUUAGCACGAAGAGAAACAAAAUUAAAAAAUGUAAGCAGAAAUUAAAUUAGUUAUUACUUUUAUUAAUUAUUCCCAUAUUUUCGCUUAAAUUUAAUAACUAAUUUAUAAAUUUGAGAAGUUCCGACAUCAGAGUGUUAGUUUUAGACAUUGGUGAUUUAAAUAAACAUAAAUCAGUACUUGAUAAUAUCAUUGCUAAAGUUGGUGAAGUAAAUAUAUAUUGAAUGCUUCCUUAUUAUGAUAAUGUAUUAUAACGCAUUUUAAUUAUAUUUUAAUUAAUUAUAAAUUGAUUAAUUAUAAUUUUAGUUGAGUAUAUUUGUAAAUAAUGCGGACGGGGGUGAUUUCAACGAGAAUUUUAAGAAAAUAUUGACAUAUCUGUUGACAAUGAAAUGUUUGAUAGAAAAAUAUUUUUUCAAGAGGAAUGCAGGUUAUUUUAUAAUUACUUCUAACAUUGUUGGUGUCAUAAUAUUCUCCUACGUAUUGCAAAUAAAUUUGUAUUAAAUGUAACAUAUUAAUUAUAAAUAUUAUUAUUAAUUUGUUCACAUAUGUAAAUAUCAAUAAAUGAAUAUUUGUUAUAUAAACAUAGGGUCAUAAAAUUUUUGUUUCAGAAAAAUCAAAAAAUCAAACGUAACAAUUAUAAUGGUAUGUUCAAAACCAAUAUAUACUAAUUUUUUAACAAAACUAUUCAUAAGCAAAAUAGCGAAAUAUAAUGUAAUUUAGUAAUAUCUAUAAUUCUUUUUUAUAUAUCUCUAUGAAGAAAAUGUGAAAAAAGAUACAAAAACUAAAAUGAACAUGUAGAACAUUAUGCUACACUGAAUUGCAAUAGCAAACAAAUUUUGUGAGGUAUCUCAUCCAAAUGUUGGAUUGUGGUAUGUUAUUUGGAUAUUUUAUAAAAUUAUACAUAUUUUACAAAAUUAUUUUAUAUUUUAGAAUAAACUUUAUGUUGCAAUUAGGAAAUAAUGAAACAACUAUUUAA